CAUACCUGACAAAAUUUGCGGUUUCUUUGAAUUUUUCGAAAAAUAGCUCCUGGGAUUUCUCACGCAAAAUUUUCUACUAAAAUCUGUAAUUUGCACGUGUGGUUUAAAACGACCGAACUCCAAGAAGUGAAGAAAUUAAGGAUCAUAGAUGGCAGGGGCAGUAGAGAAUAACAAUGGUUAUUUACAUGGCAGAAACCAAAUGAAUGGAUCUGUUCACAUUCCAGCUCAAAGCGUGCCUGGGAACAUUGGAGCACUGUACAAUAUCCAGGGAUUGGAAGAGGCCCUGCCAGAAUGGGAAGAAGGCUUUACAGUUUAUGUUGAGGUUUUACAGCAUUCAAACAGCACUGCAAAGACCGAGACCAUAUCUGAGCAUGUAGUGUGCCUUCUACACAAGCUGGGCACGACGGUGGGAGACAUCAAGCUGACGUCGUUCGAGGACCGUUUCCUUGCUCAGCAUGUCAUCUCAGUGGCCGUUUGUGAUACAGAGCUGCAGAGUGGUUACAAGAAAACGCUGAUAGAUUUCACCAAGUCCAAGCUGAAAGUGAGUGUGUUCCAACUGAACGAAGAAGGACCCGCUGCAGAGGAACUAGAGGAUGAAGACCUUGCUGCAGCCAGUCACUGGCUUCUCCCUGCAGCGGAGAUCGAAGGCAUGUGGGAGACUCUUAUUUUUGACAGUUCAGUGAAGUUACAGCUCCUCAACUAUGCAUCUACGACACUCCUCUUCUCUGACGCUAAGGUGGAUGCAAACAUCAUCUCUUGGAACAGGGUCGUUCUCUUACAUGGUCCUCCAGGCACAGGGAAGACGUCACUAUGCAAAGCAUUAGCACAGAAACUCUGUAUACGCUUAUCAGACAGAUACAAAUAUGGACAACUCAUUGAAAUCAACAGCCAUAGCUUAUUCUCAAGAUGGUUUUCUGAAAGUGGUAAACUUGUGAUGAAGAUGUUUGCUAAGAUUCAGGAGCUUGUAGCAGAUACAGACUCACUUGUCUGUAUUCUGAUAGAUGAGGUUGAAAGUCUGACAUCUGCAAGGAAGAGUGCAUUGGCAGGUACUGAACCAUCGGAUGCUAUCAGGGUUGUCAACGCUCUCCUUACACAGAUUGACAUCAUCAAGAGGAAUCCAAACGUUUUAAUCCUGACAACGUCCAACAUCACCGAGGCAAUAGAUCUUGCAUUCAUAGACAGAGCUGACAUCAAGCAGUACAUCGGACCUCCUUCAGCGCGAGCCAUCUUCAUGAUCUUCACAUCCUGUCUAACAGAGCUUAUGAAGAAAGGUGUCAUUGGCCCAUCGCAGCAAAUUCUACCUUAUAAUACGUUAGAAGCUAUGAAGUUCAAGGAAGUAGCCGUCACUGCUCCCAGUCUCUUCCUAUUACAAAUUUCAAAAGAGAGUGUGGGUCUGAGCGGAAGAACUCUCAGGAAACUGCCAUUCUUAGCACAUGCCAUGUACUUACAAAGAUCAACAGUCACGUUACCAGACUUCCUGACUGCCCUAAGAAAGAUUGUCAUCAAACAGUUUGAGGAGAGAGAGAGUCUCACCAAAGACACAUAGCAUCUCUGAAAGUCUCUUAGAGAUUACCAUCAAAGAACUAGAAGAGACAGGUCUCACGAUAUAAUAGCACCUUCAAAAAGGUAUUCACCAAGCAGUUCAGGAUGGCUAGUGUCUCAAGAUACAGAUUCUUAAGGAGGACAUCUUUAAUCAUUUAAGGAUGGUUAUUGUCUUAAGAAUACAGAAAGGCCACUCUUACAGAAGAUAUCUCUAUGCAUUUCAAGAAGGUUAUCAUCUCAAGGAUACAAAAUAGCAGCUCUUACAGAGUUCUAUUUUCUCUUCUGUUGAGUUUCUGUCUUAAAGAACUGCAGGAACCUUAAGAUUUGCAGGAAAAGUGCUAGAGAGAUAAAGAUACCAAACACAUGAGCAGUACAGGUGAUGUGAAGGAAUUCAAAGACAGGAAAUCAGACCUCUGAAUUGUUGCCAUCAAGCAGCUCCAAAAUAGGCUGGAGAUUUACCUCAAAUGACAUCAGCCAAUACUUACUACCAUCAUGCCUUCGAGGGCAUUGGUCAGAAACAAAGGUUGGCAUUCAGGUUUGCACUGGACCAACCGCUAAGUGGACUCCUUGUAUAUGUGUCCCAGUUUUU
This is a messenger RNA of Lytechinus variegatus (green sea urchin), 2131 nucleotides long. RefSeq names its product pachytene checkpoint protein 2 homolog (gene trip13). The record is from RefSeq and is a predicted model, not a curated record. Bases 149 to 1546 code for a protein of 465 amino acids. Gene Ontology annotation, cellular component: nucleus; chromosome. Gene Ontology annotation, molecular function: ATP binding; ATP hydrolysis activity. Lineage: Eukaryota; Metazoa; Echinodermata; Echinoidea; Temnopleuroida; Toxopneustidae. Gene Ontology annotation, biological process: reciprocal meiotic recombination; meiotic recombination checkpoint signaling. The transcript is spliced from 13 exons.